AUGAAUUACACACUUCAAAAAUGCAACGAGACCGGCUUGAAUGUUGGUGUUGCCAUCCUCGAGUAUGAUCUGGUCCCGAGCCAGCGCUAUCCCCGGCAGAUGAUACAGGCUAUCAGCGCCUUCAAAGCUGUUUUGGCUUGCGGAUACACUCCUGGUGAUAUCCUUAUUGGCGGUGACUCGGCCGGUGGUCACCUGGCUUUAUCACUCUUAUCUCACCUCCAUCACCCGCGGCCAGAGGUUGACCUGAGUAUUAGCCUCGAGACCCAUCUUCGGGGCUGUUUUGUGGUAUCUCCUCUUCUCAGUCUCAACAGCCUCACAACCCGAUCAUAUCGCCAGCGGUUCAGUGUCGACUCUCUUUCCUACAAGACAAUUCGUGAAUGGGGUGAUCAUCUGAUUGGCCAUUCACCUUGGCGUGAAGAAACCUGUCAGGGUCUCGGCUGGGGUAUGACACUUGAUGUCCCCGAGAAUUGGUGGCAGGAUUUGAAAAUUGUAGACCACAUCUUAGUAACUGGUGGCCAUGAGGAGCUCUUCCGAGAUCAUAUCAUUCAGUUCGUUGACGUGCUUAAACGAAGGUCUUCUGCCGAUUUGACUGCAUACAUUGCAAUAGACGAGGCUCAUGACGGCCCACUCAUGGAUUUCCGUGCACAUCGUCAGCCUGGGAGCUCGACGAACGCAGUCACGGACUGGAUUAUCUCAACCUUGUCCAGUAAGUUAUGA
Molecule: messenger RNA, 717 nt
Organism: Talaromyces amestolkiae
Lineage: Eukaryota; Fungi; Ascomycota; Eurotiomycetes; Eurotiales; Trichocomaceae
Exons: 3
Coding region: 1-717 (238 amino acids)
Molecular function (GO): hydrolase activity
Source: RefSeq, a predicted model, not a curated record